AUGAUCUCCUGUGGGCCACCAGGAACUGCUGGGCCCGGGCUUCUCACGGCGGACAUGCGCCAGAGCUGGCUGGGGCAAAUAGCAGGGCGCAACCCAAAAGCGGAGUUCUGUUCCCUUUUGGCGAAACUGCCACCCUGUUGCUGUAUAGCUUGUACAGUCGGCAUGCUGACUCUGGGUGCUCAAGGAUCUUAUGCUCGCCGGCCAAAUCAGUACAACACAACGUGCGAUUUACUCAUCUCCCUUCGCCUCGCUGAAGCCAAAGCAGACCGUAGGCGAGCAUUCGUGCCGUGCCUGCAGGGGGAGCUGACCUGGAACCCUGGCGAGACAUGCCAGCAGGCACCGGUGGCCCUGGAGAUUCUUCCCAAGCAGCUCAGCGAGGCGACAGACCAGUUUCAGCUGAUACUGGAGGAGCCCGAGGGCGGCGCUGUCUUCAACCCAAACCAGGACGGAACCGAAGAACGGUGCGUCCUGACCGUCACUAUCUUCAACGAGAACGAUGAGCUUACGAGGAACAUUGCUUCCAUUCAGAUGAGCCAGUUCGUGGACAAGGUCAUCAACAUUGACAAGUUACGUCUUGGAACGCAGUCAUGGUACGAGGAAGUUGUUGCCUCCUUCUGCAGCGUAGCAGAGGAGGGCGAGAGGCAGUACGAGUUGAAGGUUCAGGAGGCAGGCGUUGUAGCCGCCAGCAAUGCCGCUGGAUCCUCCGUGCAGAUGCAGGAUGCAGAGAGUGCAAGGUGGUCUGUUACCGGCACUGAUGCAGAUGUAUGGGAUAGCUACACCCGGAAGGGGGACAAGAUCGGUGCGGGGGGCUUCGGCUUUGUCUUCGGAGCUACCCACAAGGGCACAGGCGAGACGGUGGCCAUCAAGGCGGUGCCAAAGCUGGAUUUGAAACGAGCUCCGCAAACAGCUCCAGAACAGCUGGGGCAGAUGCGCAGGAGGGAUGCCCAGAGGCUGAAGGAGGAGAUCUUCAUCAUGAGGAAACUCGAUCAUCCGAACACGGUGCUUCUCUACGAGACAUUCGAGGAUGAGAAGAACGUCUUUCUCGUCAUGGAGCUCUGCUCUGGUGGCGAGUUGCUAGGCUUCAUUUUGGAGAGCGGCCGACACACGGAAGCCCAGGCCGUGAUCGUGAUGCGGCAGGUAUUCCAGGCCGUGCUCUACCUGCACUCGGUUGGCAUCUGCCACCGCGACAUCAAGCAUGCCAACACUCUUCUGCUGAGCCAAGCCCAGAUCGAGGACAACGUGGUGAAGAUAGUAGACUUCGGCUUGGCGUGCUGCUUUACUCGCGGGGAAGCCAUGCGACAGUGUGCCGGUACAGCCAUCUACGUUGCACCACAGGUUCUGGAGUGCAAAUAUGACCACUCCAUUGACCUGUGGAGCUGCGGAGUGCUACUGUACAUUCUUCUUUGCGGAUAUCCGCCCUUCCGCGGAGACACCGAUGCAGCAGUCAUGAAUGCGAUACGAAGGGGGAACUACUCUUUUCCGUCAUCGGACUGGACAUUGGUCUCACAGGAUGCGAAAUCGCUGAUCCGCAUGCUGUUGAAGAUGAAGGUGAAGGAACGGAUUACGGCCGAGGGUGCUCUCAAGCACUCCUGGAUCCAGGAGCCGCCAAAGGAACCAGUCCAACUGCAGAAAGCGUUGGAGCGGAUGCGGAAGUUUGUGGCCUACCAGCGGCAGACGCAGAACUUAAAUCCCGAGCAAAUUCCGGAGGAAGAUCCACUGCUGCAAGGAAUUCCACGAGGUUCUUCGCAGUCGUCGAUCGCUACCCGGAUUCCACAGACCUUGCCUUCUGCCGGCACCUGGCUGAAGGAUCUGCAGAGGCAGUUCUCGGCGUUCACCGCUGCGGUAGGCUCUGCCAUUACUUCGAAGCCAGAGAAGAAGCGAGUAGAGGAGGACUUGUCCCACUUGUCAACGCCGGUGCAGGGCAAACCUGCUAUGGGCUACGAGCAGUCCGAAAGCAGCAGCCGUGGUGCCAGUGAGAAGAAGACUGGGCAGGAGAUGCCGAAGGGACUGACCCCAAGCCAAGUCUUCCGGGAGAAGCACAUCCAAGAGGACGAGCCUGUCCUCCCCAGCCAGCUUUGGCCAAGGCAGGUGAUGGAGCAGGUGCUGGAUUUGGACAGCUUGACUCAGCAAGAGGUGCAGCAAGAGGUUCUCACCGAAAGGCUGGCGGGCGAGACCGACACUAGUGACGGUGAAACCAGAUCAUCCAGAUCCCUGCCAGGACAAGCACUCAUGAACCUGUCGAGCACCGCGAAGCCGAUGUGCCCCUUUGACGACAUCCUUCCACCGGCUCUUGAUCCUAACCCAGCCGUGGAGGAGAAUGCUGGGGACCCCGACAGUGUGAGGGCCUACGUGGGACAGCAGCUUGAGUUUUGGUCCAAGACUGCCUGCAGAUGGAUACCAUGCGAAGUCAUCAAUGUGCGCGGUGACGGUGCCAUAAUGGUCAAUGUCAAGCCGAACACCUGGCUGACAACGGAGGACCAAGCACGGCGUGUCCGGGCCUGCGAAUUGCAACGUUCCCCGGAGAUGUCGCCGACACAGGAUACGCGCCAGGUGCUCGGAUCGACCGGCAGGACGAAGAGUGACAACGGCCAGUUCUGCGUCGGACAGCCUGUAGAGUAUUUGUCCAUCUCUGCCGGUCGCUGGAUUCCGAGCCGGGUCACUAGCAUAGACGAAGAGAACUCCAUACAGCUGGAUGUGAAGCCGGGCUGCUGGAUACCUCUCCACCAUCAGAAGGGCCAUGUCCGGCUCCCCGGUUUGCUUGGUUCCGGUGAGGUGCAGGGGCAGAUGGCGCCAUCCAAAUCCUCGGCAGAUCUCGAUCUGUCGCAUCUGCAAAGUGAGGAGCUCGAGUACUACUCCUUGAACCUCUCCGCUUGGAUACCCUGCAGAAUACUUCAGCAGGAUGCACAGAGCGGCUGUGCCGUCAUCGACGUUUUGCCUAGUGCCUGGAUCACCCCGGCACAACAGGCUACAUAUUUGCGAGCUGCGCUACAGCAGGAACGCCUUCGACUUCCGCUUAUCGGAGACAAAGUCGUUUACUUCUCCGAGUCCCACAUGCGCUGGAUUCCGACCAUCAUCACAGAUGUCGGAGAUGCAGAUGAGGUCGAGCUGGAGAUCAAGCCCGGAGUGUGGAUCAGCAGAGACGUCCAGAAGCGCGUUCUUCGCUGGUGCUCCAACCAGCUUUAA
Symbiodinium sp. CCMP2592 is the source of this 3183-nucleotide messenger RNA. The record is from the annotation of a GenBank genome assembly. Lineage: Eukaryota; Dinophyceae; Suessiales; Symbiodiniaceae.